Messenger RNA from Habropoda laboriosa, 774 nucleotides. RefSeq names its product haloacid dehalogenase-like hydrolase domain-containing protein 2. The record is from RefSeq and is a predicted model, not a curated record. The transcript has 4 exons. Gene Ontology annotation, molecular function: phosphatase activity. Gene Ontology annotation, biological process: dephosphorylation. Bases 1 to 774 code for a protein of 257 amino acids. Lineage: Eukaryota; Metazoa; Arthropoda; Insecta; Hymenoptera; Apidae.
AUGGCGAAACAAAUAAAAAUGGUACUAAUAGAUCUUAGUGGAACACUGCAUAUUGACAAUACAGUGAUCCCAGGUGCAGUGGAAGCUUUAAACAGGCUUCGAAGUGCUAAUAUACCGCUCAAAUUUGUCACCAAUACGACGAAAGAAUCCGGUAACUUUUUGCACAAACGAUUGAUAAAGCUCGGCUUUAACAUUAAAAAGGACGAGAUUUUCAGUUCCUUAGCUGCAGCAAGGAAUUUAAUCAUUUCACGGCAGUUGAACCCAAUGUUAUUAAUUGAUCCCGCUGCCAAUGAAGAUUUUGAAGAUUUAAUAAAAAGUAAUGAGAAGACAAAUGCUGUAGUAGUCGGAUUGGCGCCAGAUAAAUUCCAUUAUGAAGAAUUGACUAAAGCAUUUAGAUUAUUAUUAGAUGGCGCAUCACUUAUAGCAAUACAUAAGGCGCGAUAUUACAAAAGAUCGGAUGGUUUAGCUUUAGGACCAGGUGCGUUUAUAACUGGUCUAGAAUAUUCUGCUAAUGUUAAAGCAGAAGUUGUUGGUAAACCAACUGAGGAAUUUUUCAAAGCUGCUUUAGGAGAUGUACCACCGAAAGAAUCCGUUAUGAUUGGUGAUGAUGUUAAGGAUGACAUAGCUGGCGCUCAAGCUAUCGGUAUUAAAGGUCUCUUGGUACAGACCGGAAAAUACCGAAACGGGGAUGAAGAUACAAUUACUCCACGGCCUACAAAAGUAUGCAGUUCUUUUGUGCAAGCUGUAGAAUAUAUUCUUAACAAAGAAGUUUAA